AUGCAAUCCUCCACUGAUCCUGGGCUGCCUUUGCCCAAAUACUGCAGUGUGGCCCGGAUGCUGAAGGCCACUGACUUCAACUGCGCUGCUCUUCCCUGGGACCUCUCCUUCACUUGUCCCUUCGCCCUGCAGGCGCCCCAGCUCCCCAGGCACUACACUCUCACAAGGAAAGAUUCUUAUCAUCCUGGUCUCCACAUUGCUGACUCAGCACAACAGAGGCUCAGCCAGCCUGGAGAAAUUGGAGACGCUGCUGGCACCUGGGUCCUGGCAAGAAGGUACCCUGAUGGCUUUUAUUACCUGGCUCAGAUAAAAAGCACUCCAGAGGUGGAGAGGCGAGGGGCCCUGGUUGUGAAAUUUGAGGCUCCCUUUGCCACAGGCCCAAAGCUGCAAGCCCAGUGGCAGAGUAUAGUAUUAGAAGAAGAUGUCAUUCGACUCUCACCAUCUGUGGGAUACUCAGUGCAACCUGGGGACAAGGUGCUGGCUUGCUGGGGGCCAGACCGACAGCGGUAUGGCCCUGGCACUGUUCUCUCAGGCUUGGAGAUGAGAGGAGGCUCACAGAGAGUAUCACAGGAAGAAGAAAUCAUUGUUUACUUCUGGAAUGGCAUGACAGCUAAAGUGCCUGUAGAUGGGGUCAAGCAAGUACCCCUCACAGUCUGGAAGAAGGCCAUGGAGAGGCUGUAUAAGCCUUGUAUGAGGGAAUACCCCGAACCCUUCUGGGCCCCUUGCUGUUCCCUGCUGAGGCCGGUCCCUGGAUGCCUCACCAAUGGGCCUCCUGCAGACACUCUGUUUCUGUGCCCUUCAUGCCACCCCCGUGCCUGCUGCCAGCAACUGUACCAGGGUUGCCUUUGCCAGUGCCCCUUGGCAGGCCCUACCUGGUGGCCUCUAACUAGGACGUCGGAGAUCACAGCUAGAGAAGUCCCAGAAUCAGAGCUGAAGCCCACAGCACAGCUCUUAUCUCUAGAGAGUCCCAAAGAUGAGGCAGAAGCAGAGUAUGCUCCCAUGGCUCUUCUGUCCUUGUCUUCUUCUUCCAUUGAAGAAGAGGAUUCUGAGAAUAAUCUGGAGACAGGCCUUUCCCAGAGACUCAUGGUAAACAGAGCAGUCAACACUGACUCCAUCCUUCCUGCCAAGUCUGUGAGGCAAAGUGGCCCCUGCCAGCCCCCAUGGAGGUACUGGAGAAGAAAUGGGCCUGAGCCAGGUUUGGGGAAACCAGGAACAAGACAUUAUAAUAUCUGAAAAGAAGAGAGGCACAAAAAGGAAGUGGUAGUGGGAGCUUCACAAGAGCUAGUCCUGAAAGCAACUGUAUAA
This is a messenger RNA of Dipodomys ordii (Ord's kangaroo rat), 1305 nucleotides long. RefSeq names its product chromosome unknown open reading frame, human C11orf16. The record is from RefSeq and is a predicted model, not a curated record. Lineage: Eukaryota; Metazoa; Chordata; Mammalia; Rodentia; Heteromyidae.